AUGGAAACAGCAGGCGAGGAUUUUAAUCUCCAUUGGGAGGAAGUUGUAAUUAAGAACUCUCCUAAACAUGAAAACGAAACAAUUUGCGGCUUGGAAGGUGAACAAUCUGAAUCUUACUCAACUAUGGCAUCAGAAGAAAUCAUAGCUGACACAGAUCAGAUGGCUGCAGAAAAUUUGAUGUAUUUUUCACAAGAUGUAGUUGGAUAUUCAGAAACAACUGAGUUGGCAGAUGAUUUAAAUGUUGAAUGUGUAACUGAAGAGGUUAUUACUGAUGAUUGGGUUAUAGCCGGAGGACAGGAAAGAGUGGAAGUACCCUUGGAACAGCUUGCUAAUACUGUGCCAGACAUUAAAGUUGAAAAUGAUAUUGAUGUACCAUUACCAACUGAUCAAGACCAGUACACAGCGAUGCGUCCUUGGCCGUGCGACUUCUGCUCGCGGCGGUUCCGCAAAAAAGCGGCGCUGAUGAACCACAUGGUGGCGCACCAGAACGACCGGCCGCACGCCUGCAACUUGUGCGGCGUGCGCUACGUGCGCAAGUGCGACCUCAUGAACCACCUGAAGGUCCACGCCUUCGUGCCCGAGCAUAGCGACACCAUCGACUAUGAUGAUGUAUUAACUGAUAACUCACAAUUAUUAAAACCAAAGAAAAAGAGAGGGCGACGGAAAAAAAAUGCUGAACCUGUUGAGAAUGGUGUGUGGGAGAACAUGACGUCAGCGCGCACGCAACAAUGGCAGCGGCGCGUGCGCGCGCCGGCGCCGAUAUCCCCCUCCCCACCGUCGCCGCCCUCCCCGCCCUCCCCUCCGUCCCCGCGCUCCGAGGCGUCCCCGCCGCCGCCCGCCGCACCAUCCACACCGCCGCGGCCCGUCGACCCCGCGCGCCCCUUCGUCUGCCGCCACUGUGGUGUCGGAUUCGCACGGGAGAAGGCCCUGCAAUCUCACGCCAGGAUUCAUGGCGGUGACUCGCCGAUAGAGUGCGGCGAGUGUGGCGAGCUGUGCUGGUCGCGCGAGGCGCUGGCGGCGCACGCCUCGCAGCGACACCCGCACGCCGCACCGCGCCCGCGCGUCGACACCACCUUCCAGCACACCGACUCCGAUGACGACAUGGAAUACCGGCUGUCUCCAUUACCACAAGACGGCGAGCGCGCUGUAUUUGACAAUGUACGAGGACCGGAACUAUUCUGCCAGGACUGUGGUGUUGCGUUCCAACGUGUAGACUUACUACGGCGGCAUGUUGCCGCAGCGCACAGCUACAAGCGGCACGACAGCACCAGCAGCACGUGGGCGGAGGGCGAGCACACGUGCGACGUGUGCGGCGAGAGCUGCACCGACGCGCUGCAGCUGCUGGCGCACGCCGAGGGACACGCCGAGCGGCACCGCCCCGCCGUGCCCAGAUUAAAAAGAAUGGGACGGGGUAAAAACAACACAACAACUUCGAAUAUUUUAAGACAAUUCCCGUGUAGAGAGUGUGGCAAGGUGUUUGGGUCGCGCAGUUCGCAGCAGAUCCACAUCAGGAUCCACACGGGCGAGCGGCCCUAUGCCUGUCGAUUCUGCUGGAAAGCUUUCGCUGACGGUGGCACUCUUCGCAAACACGAGCGUAUACAUACUGGCGAAAAGCCGUACGCAUGCGCCGUGUGCCCACGCGCAUUCAACCAGCGAGUGGUGCUGCGCGAGCACGUGCGCUCGCACCACUCCGCGCCUGACCGCCGCGCCAACGGAGGAAAUGCAUACUGUUGUGUGGUAUGCGGUCGGACUUUGCACUCCAGUGUGGAGUUGGUGCAGCAUCUGAUACAACAUUGCGACGCUAACACUGCAUUGAAAAGACAACCACAGAGUGGUCCGCGUAAGUAUAAGCGUAGGCGGAAACUGAAGAGCGAAAUGGUAUCUCCGAAGCGCGAGUGGGAGGAGCCGGAGCCGGAGCGUGCGUCGUCUCCGUCGGGCGUGUCGGGAGCGUCGCGCGUGUCGCACGCGUCGCGCGACAGCCCCGUGCGUGCUUCGCCGCCGUACCGCCGCAGACGCGCGCCCGCGCCCGCGCCUCGCCCCCGCAUGAUACAUACCGAGGAGCCGCGCCCCAGGACCAAGCAGGUACGCAGCCGACGUCCCCCGCGGCACCCGGCGGAUGACUUGCGUGCGAUAGCGCCGCGCUCGCCGUCGCCGGUGCCGCCGGUAUCGCCGGUGCCGCCGGUGUCGCCGGUGCCGCCGGUGUCGCCGGUGCCGCCGGUGCCGCCGGUGUCGCCGGUGCCGCCGGUGCCGCCGGUGUCGCCGGAGCCGGCGACCUCCCCGACCACCCCCCAGUCGCCGCCCUCCCCCACCUGCCCCACCUCCCCGCACUCGCCCGCCGGCCCCUACAAGUGCGAGAUGUGCUCGCUGGAGUUCCCGCGCCGCGAUGCGUUGCUAUUGCACGUGCCCGUUCACAUCUGA
Molecule: messenger RNA, 2418 nt
Organism: Parnassius apollo (apollo)
Lineage: Eukaryota; Metazoa; Arthropoda; Insecta; Lepidoptera; Papilionidae
Source: the annotation of a GenBank genome assembly